AGGUCACUUAUAGGGACUUUUCUAAUCAGCGCCUCCGUUUAGCUCACAAUCUGACUCCUUUUCGGCUGAUUUCGUUGGAGCUUUGAUCUCUCCGUUGAAAUGGUUGCUUUCCGGUUUCACCAAUACCAAGUGGUUGGGAGAGCACUUCCAACAGAGAAAGAUGUGCAGCCUAAGAUUUACCGUAUGAAGCUUUGGGCCACUAAUGAAGUUCGCGCCAAGUCCAAGUUCUGGUACUUCCUUAGGAAACUGAAGAAGGUUAAGAAAAGCAACGGACAGAUGCUUGCCAUCAAUGAGAUUUUCGAGAAGAACCCCACGAAAAUCAAGAACUACGGUAUCUGGCUCCGUUACCAGAGCCGAACCGGGUACCACAACAUGUACAAGGAGUUCCGCGACACCACGCUCAACGGUGCUGUGGAGCAGAUGUACACCGAGAUGGCUUCUCGCCAUAGAGUGAGGUUCCCUUGCAUUCAGAUCAUCAAGACCGCCACAGUCCCUGCAAAACUGUGCAAGAGAGAGAGCACCAAGCAGUUCCACAACUCCAAGAUCAAGUUCCCUCUUGUCUUCAGGAAGGUCAGGCCACCAACCAGGAAGCUCAAGACUACAUACAAGGCUUCAAAGCCCAACCUUUUCAUGUAAUAAAACCAAAUCUUGCAUGAUUCUCCUUGUCCGUUUCAACUAUCAGAUUAGCCUUCUUGUUCCUCAGUCUGAUCAAACACACCAUUUGGUGUUUAUCUUCUCUUGGAUUUUCAAAUUUUUGCAUCUAUGAACUUUGUCUUCUAGAUAUGAUACAUUAUCAGGUGACUCGUUUGAAAUU
Molecule: messenger RNA, 814 nt
Organism: Brassica oleracea var. oleracea
Lineage: Eukaryota; Viridiplantae; Streptophyta; Magnoliopsida; Brassicales; Brassicaceae
Product: 60S ribosomal protein L18a-2
Exons: 4
Coding region: 100-636 (178 amino acids)
Biological process (GO): translation
Cellular component (GO): ribosome; cytosolic large ribosomal subunit
Molecular function (GO): structural constituent of ribosome
Source: RefSeq, a predicted model, not a curated record